AUGAGGUGGGCCCUCUGCCGCGGGUCGACCGGGCCUGCCCAGUCGCUGGCCGUCGGGCCGCUGUUCGCGGAGUGCACCCCUCCCGCCCGGCAUCGGGCAAUGGUGGAGAUGCCGACGCUGACGCAGACGCAGGGCAGCCUCGGAAGAGAAGUUCCCGCGCGGGUUAGGCGCGUAAGGGCCGGCCUGGGAGCCAUGGGUGAGUCGGAGUACUCUUUCUCGCUGACGACCUUCGCGCCCUCGGGAAAGCUGCUUCAGAUCGAGUAUGCCCUGAACUGCGUUGCCGAGGGUCGUCCGGCACUUGGCAUUAAGGCGAAAAACGGCGUUGUCCUCGCCACUGAGAAGAAGAUGGCCAGCGUGCUGAUCGAGGAUACCUCGGUUCAAAAGGUCGAGAACCUGUCCGACAGCGUCGGCCUGGUCUAUGCCGGGCUGCCCCCGGACUUCAGGCCCUUGUUGAAGAAGGGGCGGAAGGAGGCGCAGAUGUACUUCACCCAGUACCGCGAGCAGAUCCCGACGUCGCAGAUCGUGCGCAAGAUGGCGGCCAUCAUGCAGGAGUCCACGCAGCAGGGCGGAGUGCGGCCGUUCGGGGUCUCGCUGCUGAUGGCCGGCUACGACGAGAACGGGCCGCAGCUCUUCCAGGUGGACCCCUCGGGGUCAUACUUCGGGUGGAAGGCCUCUGCCAUCGGGAAAAACCAUGUGAACGCCAAGUCCUUCUUGGAGAAGCGUUUCACCGAAGACAUUGAGCUAGAGGACGCGAUCCACACCGCCAUUUUGACCCUGAAGGAGGGGUUCGAGGAGGCCAUCACUGCCGAGAACAUCGAGAUUGGUGUCGUCGGCGAGGACCGCAAGUUCCGCGUGCUGACACCUGCCGAGGUGCAGGACUACCUCGGCGAGGUGGAGUGAGGUGGGCGGCUCCCCGCGACGUCUCGGGCGGGCGACGGCGACGUCUCGGGUGGGCGGUGGGCAGCGGGCGGUCCGCAGAGGCCUCGGAGCGCACUGUCGGUGGACGGGGGCGGCUGCUGCUCUCUGGGUGGCCCUCCGAUCCGGCCUGGUGUCCGCGAGUGGCGUGCAGCAUGGGCGGGGAGACGACUGCGAGAGAGUGAGAGCAUGUCAGAGGCUGUGGAUGGACGGAUGGGCUGGGGAUCUGGUCGGAAAGCCAGCGGUGUUGCCGUGUGGUCACUGACAUUCGGCUGGCGUGUUGCGUUGCAAUCGCGCUCUCCUGGCUCUGCUCCUCUCUUCUGCUGGCCUUCCCGGAUCUGCGCGCGCACCCGUGCAGCCGGGGCGGCAGAGGACUUUGGGGAGCUCGAGCGGGUAAAAGUGCCAGCGUUGCAGGCGUGCGACGCCGGCACUCGUGGGCGCACGCCCCCCUCCAGACAAGCCACAUGAGUAGCCACGGCCCUCACCGUAGAGAUCGUUGCCCCCCCCCUGGGCGGGCCCUGCGGCUGCGACGCAAGCCUCUUGGGAGGAUCGAGACGGGUACGGAAAGGACCGAUCCUGGUUUGCCUGUAUGCUUGCCGAUUCGGCUGCUGGUCAGCAUGUGUCUCUGCAGAUGCGCGUCGGUGUGGUUGGAGGCGCAACUCGCAUUUGCGCGCGCACCCGCUUCUCCGCAGGCGCGGAUACGGAGGACCGCCGUGGAAUCGACGGCUGCACGCGUGCUGGCCACGCAGGGAUCGAAGAGGAGGGACGGACGGCGC
Molecule: messenger RNA, 1691 nt
Organism: Prorocentrum cordatum
Lineage: Eukaryota; Dinophyceae; Prorocentrales; Prorocentraceae
Source: the annotation of a GenBank genome assembly